ACCUAAAUCGCCUGCGAUCUAAUUUUCGUAACCAAGCAACACCGUCGCUUCGAUGAAAAAGAGUGUGAAAAAGAUAAGAAAAUGUUAUGUUCUCAGUGGAUUUUCAUUUAAAUCAUGACCUGAUUUAAUUGCUAUGUGACAAGAGUUAGAGCUUGGAAUUAAAAUGAUGGCAGAAACCAAAGCAGUACGAGUUGUGCCCUCGGGACAUAUCUACAAACAAAUAUUUGACGCCCAGGUGCAAUUAGUCAAGACACUGGAGCAAAAUGAUCACCCUCGCCAACAAUGUGAACCUAAGACCUUAUCUGUCCCUUUGGUUCAUGAGAACCGUGCUGAGAUGGGUAAGAGUCUGCUGCCCUCUAGAGAUGUAGAUUGGAUGGAGAGUUUGCCAAACAACCAGCAAACUGAAAACCCUGUCCUUUACAAGCAAUCUGUUGAAAAUGCUGAUAGGAAAGUUAAAGAACCCAAAUCAGUCAUCGCAGCCAGAGAAGUCAGAGGACUUGCUGAUACUAUUGAAUCUGAGAAACUUGGAUCAGAUAUCAUAGAGAGAUUAGCAGAGAGUAGGAGAGUUAGACAUGAUGAGGCUACUGAAGAUCUACAUCAUGAAUUCACAAUCAUUUCAAAUGAUAUUGAGCCUAAGAUAGCAGCCAGUGGUGAACUUUUGAUCAAGAAACUUGAUGGCAAUGAUAAAGAAAUUGAGAAGAUGCUUGCACGGAUAGCUGAUGAUGAUGAACUGAAAGAUUAUAGUCUAUCUGAGUUGGUGAGUCUAUGGGCACAGAUAGAGGAACAAGCAUGGAUAAGAAGAGAGUUUAUCAAUGAAAUGGAUGCAACACUGACGUCAUUAGAAGAUGAUAGGCUAGCCAAGUUGAAAGACAUCCUGAAGACCUACGCCAAGAAGAUGGAAGGCAUUGCCUAUCUGAUGCCCCCUAACGUCCAGAGAUUGAUUGAGAAGGAAUCUACUGUCAUCAAUCAGACGCUGCUCAUAAACAGGAGAGCUUAUACAGAUCUACAUGCUAGAUUAAUGAAGACUGAUAUUGAACGUGAUAAGAACCACAGAGGAAUCUGGGAAGAUAGGCUGGCCGACUGGCGCAAGCUCAACAUUGAGAUUGCUGUCAAGAAAUUCUUGGACUUUAUGCAGAGUGAUCGUAUUGUAAACCCUUCUAAGGUCAAUGUACUAUUGGAAAAGCUACACCAUGAACAAGUUCAGCUCAAUGUUGAAAGACUGGAAAUCUUAGCAAAACUCAAUGAAAUGAAGCCCCCUAGAUCGACCAAGACUGCAGCAUAUCAGUGGAAUAAAGAUAUUGUGAAUUCUUGCCAACGUAUUGAGCAGGUUCAUGUGACUUACCUUGAUGAGUUACAUACGGAAUACGAACAGGUCUGCAAGGAAUGCUUGGAUAGGGUGGAAAGUUUUCAGAGUGAACUCUUGGAUGCUGGAGUCUGUACUGAGCAAAAGGUUGUAGAGGUGACAGAGGAACGGAUUCUACCAGAAGUCGGUCGACGUCAAGUAUCGUUUGAGAAGGCUCUGGAAGAAAUGGAUCUCUCCCUUGAGAGGUUAGCAGAGCGUCAUGCCCAGGAACUCCGAUCACUCUUCAAAUUCACCCAGGGUGCGGCUCACCUCUGGGAUGUCCAUGAAAUCAACCUUGCUAAGAAAGAGCGCCAGCUACAGGAACAACUUGAAGAGUGUCGCAGGAAACAUGACAAUCUCAACCAGGACAUGGAAGCUAAUCUGGAUAUCUUGAUGGAUAGAUUGAGACAGGAAAGUAGUGAAGAAGCUCUUAAAACAACCAUGGAUAAGGCACAUCAAAUGCUUCUAAAGAUUCAAGAUAGCUAUCUGGAUUUCUAUGAGGACCAGGAGGUGAUAGUCCAGGGCUAUCCUGGCAUGGUACAAGAAGAGCUACAACGCUAUGAUGACACACUCUGUAUCUUCUUUGGGGUCGAUAGAAUUAAUCCUCUGGAGAAACAGGCAGAAAGUAAGAAAUUACAAGAAGAACAGGCAAGCAGCAUCAAAAGUCAGUCUGAUUCUCCGAAGUCAUCUAGGGAAGGGAGUAGGGCUGAGAGCAGGACUAGUAGCCAGGGCGGUAGAGAAACCAGUAGCCGGGCUGGUAGUCAGGCCGAUUCCCAGGCAGGCAGCCAAGCGGGAAGUGAAACAGGCAGUCAACCAGACACCUCCCAGUCUACUAAACUGUCUUCAAACAAGUUUGGUAGAAGUAUAAGGGAUUCAUGUCUUAGGAAGACUGUUCUGACAUCAGACCCUAAAACAAGGGAGUCUUCCAGUCGUUCACGAGACAGCCCCUCGUCUCCUGCCCCAAGCCAGGAACCUCCUAUUGUCACCGAGGUGCUCCUCACAUCCAAUGGAACCAACUUCUAUGUCCUGACAGUUGCCGGGGAGCAUGGGAUCACAUCGGAUGGGGACCACAAUGAAGGUCAGGCGGUGUCUGAAGAGGGUCGUCCGGUCUAUCUAGUCAACGUCACCAUCCCGCAAGAAACGCUCAACAAUCUAAGAAAAACAAUGAGGAUGUCAUUUCUGGAGCACCUUGAGGAAUGGAAGGUCUAUGCAGUAGAGAGAGCUCACAGUGUAGUUGCUGCUAAGACUGAGGAGCUAAAGAGUGAGUUAGACCUGAGGCUCCAUCUUCACAAGCCCCGUUCACAGCGCACCGAGCUUGACAUCCACAACGUCCGAGCUGCAGAACUUCUGCUUCAUCAGGAACGGGUCAGCAAGCAUUCUAAGGGCGUGUCUUGCGCUCUGUCAGAGGUCAAGCAGCGGUUUGCUACGAUGCAGAAAGAGCAUGAUGGGGUAGUGGAGAAGUUCAAGCAAGAGAUUGAUACCAUGGAGAAUGUCUUUGUCCAUGCCUCCAGAUCGGCAGAUUUGGUAUCUCUAUCUCAUCAAGUGAACACCAAGGUUGAGUCUCAUAUGGAUGUCAUCAGGGCUUCUUUGAGGCAGUUCAGGACAUACCUUGAUGAUACACUGCAGAUGCUUAGGGAAUCCAAUGCAAGGUUCAUCAAGUCUUUCAAAUUAUUUUCUGGCGGUGGUAACUUCUCUCCCGAGGAGGUAGAAGCUUAUAAGAAGAAAUUAGAGAAGUUAGCGACAAAGAUAGAUUCAGCUGAAGGAUUUGUGAUGGCUGAUUUAGAAGGAAUGGAAGCAAGGAGAUUGGCACAAGCUACUACUAUAGCUGGAAAGUUUGAGGAUAGAUUCAAGAGUCACCUGUUUGAUCUGACAUUCAUUGAGAAGCUGAGUAGAUGGCUAAACAACACACAGGUUAAGAUCAAAGGAGAGGUGGCACAGAGUAAUACACAAGCACAAAGCCUUAUGAGACUCCUUAACAAACUAGAAACUAGAGUAGAUGCCUGUGAAAGACCCAAUCUAGACAAAGAGCAAAUAACCCCUGGUGAGCUACUGGAGACGUUACCAUCUAUCUUCCAAGCAUUUGAUGAGAGAGCUCAAUACCUGAACUGUGCUAAACACCUGUUAUUGAAUGCUCCUACAGCUAACCUAGCUCCAUCCUCUAGGGGAAAUCAAAACACCACACCAAAGGUUGUAUUUACAAGUGAUCAGCAGCAGCAGCAGCAAGGUGUAGGAAGCCAACAGACAUCCAGUACAGCUAUAGCUCAGACACCCAUGACAUCUACUACAACAGCAGCACUUAAAGCAGCCAAGCUACAGUCUGAAGAUGCUGCUGUCUCGGUCAUCAAGAACAUCCUCACAUCACAAAAGCACAAGAUGAAAGGCCAGGAAGAGGAGACACCAUUGACGACUCCAUCUGUAUCUAGACCCCUAGCAUCCCAGCCAGUUUCUACUGCCGGAGACGGGCAGGGAAAGGGUGUGGCUAGACCCCCUGCGAAGCUUGUUGAUAAGGAGAGGUCAAAGGUCAACCAUGUGAAGAGAACCACCUCUAUGACCUCGGAACACAACCCACGGAGAAGUGCUUCCGGAAUUCAAAAGAACAAGAAUAAUGGUCUCAAGUUUGAUCCCAAGUACUAUGUCUUUGGAGAAAAGCCAGAAAAGGAAAUUCAUUUCUUAGCUUUGAUAAAGAAGACACUACAAGAUACCUUGGAUGGUCUGCUUACCACUGCAGAUCUGUACUACAGGCAGAAAGGAAGCCGUCCUGUGACCAGACCUCAAGCCAUUCACGAGAUCUUUGAACAAUGUGCUGAUGUGAUCGUCACUAAACUCCAGUCUUAUUACAAACAGGCCGAUGAAUAUCAUAACCAAUGCUUACAAGAAUUUCGUGAGCAGCUUGAGAGGCUUGAGAUAGAAGUAGCCAAGGUUCCACCACUGGUCAUCAAGCAGCUUCUUAAACAUCACAUUCAGAAAGCUAAUGGUUUGAUGAAACAAGGUGGAGGACAGUUCACACAGAAACUUAGCCAGUGGGAGAAAGCAAGGACCCAGCACAAGAUCUUACUGCGCCCCACCCUAGGGCACCCUCACAAUCACAAUGAGCUUGUAUCGUUAUGUCAUCAGGAAGAGGAGAGGAGGAAGGAAUAUAUGGCUGGGGUCGACGAGAACGCCAAGAAUCUCAAGGAUUCUAUGAAAAGCUGUGGAGAUGACUUUGUGAAGCAGCUUGCUACAACAACAGAGCAGCUUCUUAUUCUCCUUGAUUCAGAACUAACAGUAGAUGAUGUCAUUACUGGCCGGGUGGAUCCAAAGCGUAUGAGAACCAGUGCCUUGAUGAGACGUAAACAAGCAGGGCUCCCUCUAGAAGACAAUGAAUACAUUCCACUCAUCAAGCGUGGCACUCGCCAAUGGGAGGGGCUUCCCCUCAGUAUUCAACCAGAGCCGACUCCCCCUCCUAAAAUAGAGACACAGACCCCUUCCCAGACGCCAUCUCAGACUCGUAGUCGAAGCAGACUGGCUAAGGGUAAGAAGGUGGAGGCUGAAGUAGCUCCUAAACCAACUACGACUGCAGCGGUGACAACGCAGAAGACUACACUGGCCCAUCAAGCAACCUAUGAUGCUAGGAAUCAAGCUAUUAAGCAAAGCACAGCUGACUAUGAGCAGCGGUUGAAGGAGAUCGCUACCAAGCAAGAAGAACAGACCGUUGCAGAGAACAGGUGGACCGGUAGCUGGCAGAAUGCUGUCCAGAAAGUCAAAGACCUCUACUAGAAACAUUCUAUGACUUUACCUUUUAUAAGCAUCAUUGGAGAAAAAGUCUGAGAACUCUAAAAACAUUCCUCUAAUGCAGUUCAGCGGGAUCUGAGAUGUACAGCAUUCUGACAGUCCAAUGGCAUUUAAAACUUUCCUUUGAAGUGAUCCAGCCUUAUCUGCAAAAUUGCAGCUUUUGUUUAUACAAUAUUCUUCUAACCCAAUAUCAGCUGUGAGAAAACUCAAUUUGAUCAUCCACUAUUUGGUUUCAUUUGUGAUUAUCUCCUGCAAUUAGUGUUUUUAAGUUUAGAGUCAGUGCUAGUGUUGGUGUUGAAUGCAUCAUUGAGAUUGCUUUCCCUAAUCUCCUACACCUAAUUAAGUUUAGUGUUGGUGCUAGUGUUGGAUGCAUAAUUGAGAAUGCUCUCCCUAAUCUCCAACACCUAAUCAAGUUUGGUGUUAGUGCCUGUGUUGGUGUGGAAUGCACAAUUUAGAUUGAGAUUGUGGAAUGCAUAAUUGAGAAUGCUCUCCCUUAUCUCCAACACCUAAUCAAGUCUGGUGUUAGUGCUUGUGUUGGUGUGGAAUGCAUAAUUGAGAUUGCUUUCCCUAAUCCCCAACACCUAAUUAAGUUUGGUGUAGGUGCUGGUGUAAGAAGCACAAUUGAGAUUGCCUUCCAUAGCUCUGACAACGAAUUUUAGUUUACAAAAAUCAAAUUCAGAGACAUACUUUUACCCCUCCAAAUUGGCCACAAAAUAAAAUCUCAACUUGAUGCAAUAAGCUCAAAAUUGUUUCUGUCACUUACAAUGCUGAGAAAAUGGUGACUAUCUGAAAUGACGUCUGUAUUAUGCCUAAAAAAUUGUUAUUGAAUCAAAGCUAAAAUACUUUGUUCUCUGUAUGUACUUAGAUUACCUUGAUGUUUUCCAUAGAUUAACUUAUAUAAUGUACAUAUGUAUAUAUUAAAGAAAAAUGUUUCUAUUUAAAAACUUGUAUAGUAUACUUAUAUGCAAAAUUAAUCAAAACUUAAAUUUCUGCUUUACAUCCGUCCAUUGUAAGCCAAUGCAGUGUGUGAUAUCAGCUGGUGAAAACUUUUAACUCCUUAUCAAUAGUGCCUCGAAUUGUUAUAUUCAUAAAGUUUGCUUGAAGUAGUAGGGCUUGAUAUUUACUUUGUGAUAUAAUAUCACUCCAUAGUACAGCAGCUACUCUUUUAAAACCAGGGGGAUGUUUCACAAAGAUUUAAGUAUGAAUUAGAGUCGCACUUAAAUGCCGACGCGUACAAGAUAUGCAAUGGGCAAUCUUAUUGAUUAAUAUGCUGUAGUGCACGUCCUCUUCCCAUGAUCUGACCAAUGAGGUUAUGCCUUUGAUACCGCAUGCAACUAGACAUUUAAGUGUGACUCUAAGUCGUACUUAAAUCUUUGUGAAACACCCCCUAGGGUAAUUAUGCUGCAUCAUUGUAGCAUUGUUAUUAAACUUAUAACAGCACUUCCUAUAUAUAUUCUCUAUAUUUGUAAUCAUUAGAAUUGCUUCUCAUAUCAUGGGGGUAUAAAUCCAGACCAUUGAUGAAAUCAAACAACUUUCAAGUAUAUUGUCAUAAUCACAUUUUGUAUCAUAUUGUCCUUUCAGCUGUUGGGAUCACAAUUAUUUUAUUAAAGCAGGUUAGAUUUUGGACAAAUUAGUCAAAAAUUUCUGUACUGCUGACUCCUAUUCAUAGCUAGGAAAGAUUUGUUGAAUAUUCUCCAUUGAUUGUAAUGUAAAUAAAACCUUAUACUGUCAAACAACUUUAACAAUGAUUUGUUCGAAUUGUUUGGAGUUUUGUAAAAUUUUGUAGAACUUGAAAGCUAUACAGAAUAAUAUAGUGUUGAUAUGGUAGGCCGAUUUGCAUAUCAACUUACUUCAGGCAAGACAAAAAAUAAUAUACAGAACUGCUAUCUGCAACAGCUUUGUGCAUAGGCUACAACCAAAACACACUUAAAAAAUGACAAUAAAUAAAACAUCUCAAAAUUGCAUAGUUUAAAAUUCUUUUAUUAUGAAUACUUUUAGAUGCAAAAAAGUACAAAUCAUGACAUGAUAUAGCAUUCUGUAUACCGUAUUCAUGCCAGUAUUCGGACGGGUAAAAAAUUUUGAUGACUUCGUGGUCUCAAUGUAGAUGAUCAAAAAAUUUACCUUGCCAAGUGCUAAAGAAUUUUCUUGCAUCGAUUUCAAUGUUCAUUUCAUGGCCUGCCGGAGUCGAGCGUAACAGCGCUCGUUUCGGACCCCUUCCGCCCUUUCAGUGGCGGGACAGCUGGCAAAACGCGCGCGCGCUCAUUAUCGAUACUAUUGUUUUAUGAAGUGCGACGAUCGAUGAAGGGGUCUUCUUUGUUUUUAAUUUAAAUAAAGGGGCGGGUGAGCUUAUUGUUUGCCUUUAUUUAAAUUAUGAUCUUAGUGAUUCAAAUUAUAAAGGGGGCUUCAUUGUUGUUUGUUUUUAUUUCAUUUCUUAUUGAAUAAAUUAUCCAUAGAUAAGGGGGGGUGCUCUUAUUUUAUGUAUGAUAAUUUUUAUUCUUAGUGAUUAAUGAUAAAAGGGGAGAAAUAUGGCUUGUUAAUUCCAUACUUUUUUUAAAUCUCAUUCUUAUAGAGAUUGAAUUCAAUAAUAGCAUUGCUUUAUUCUUUGUUGCUUUUCAUCUUAAUUUUCAUUUAUAUAUUGUGAUUGCAUGGAAUGAUAAAAGGAAAAGGCGGGGCUUCUUGGUUGUUUAUUUGUUUUCUAAUUUAUUUUUAUUUUAGUGAUUAAAAUGGUAAAGGGUGGUAGGCAAAUUUUUUUUUUUUAACAUUUUUAUUUUUAGUGAUUAAAAUGGUUAAUGAUUUUUAUUUUAGUGAUUUAAAUGGUCGUGGGCGGCGGAAGCGGGGGACCUGUCUCCCCCCCCUAAAUUUGAGGUGGGGGACGAUCCCCCCCCUAAAUUUUUUGUUAACUUUUUUUUUUUUUGCUUGUCAACAAAAUUUGUGUCGGUCCCAACCCCCGAUAAUUUUGGUUGAUAACCUUUUUUUUGGGGGGGGGGCUUGUCAUGGUGGUACCCCCUUAUUUUUUUGGCUUCCGCCGACAAUGAAAAUGGUUGGUAUAAGGGAUGGUAGACAUGUGGUUUUUUUACCGUUCUAUUUAUUUUAAUUUUUAUUCUUAGUGAUUGAAAUAACAUAAAUUUAUUAAAUUAAUUCAUUAUAUUAAAGUUAUGAAGCCAAAAUAUAAUACAGUUAUUUAUUUACUUUUGUUUUGCUUAUUUAUUUGUGGAUGAAGCCAAAAUAGUAAUAUACUACCACUGUUUUUAAUGUGAAUUAAUUAUUUACAAUACUGUUAUGGAGCAAGAAUGUCCAUCAGGCGGAUAAAUUUCUCUUUUGUGUUUUUUUUGCGGGGGUGGGGGUAUUUAGGGUUUGGAUUAUGCCCAUCCCCACUAAAACUGUAUUUGAUACAUGUGCAUCUGCUUUUUCAGUUGUAUAUAUCAUAUUUAUUCUCGUUUAAAAAAAAUGCCAUUGGAUACACUUUGAUUUAUCAUUCAUAUAUUUUGUAACAACAGAUCCCUCUCUAAUAAGAUUAUUGUUUAAGGUUAUUAUUGUUUGAUAUAAAGUUUGUUUUAUUCGUGUGAAUGUUACCUUAUAAGUCCAGGUCGGGGAGGAAAGCUUGCGGGCUAUAGUAAUUUCUUUCCCAGGCAACUUGGACUUGUACUGUAAACAUCCCUGUUCAUUUUGUCAUUUUUUGCCCUACAUUCUCAUGUAAACUGAUUAAUUGUAAAUUGUUUUUGUUGAAAUGCCGAAUAAAAUGAUGAUAAUAAUAAUAAAGAAGAAAAGGAUUGAAGAAGAAGAAGAAAGAA
This is a messenger RNA of Lytechinus pictus (painted urchin), 8904 nucleotides long. Its product is annotated as coiled-coil domain-containing protein 180-like. The coding region runs from base 164 to 5098 and encodes 1644 amino acids. The record is from RefSeq and is a predicted model, not a curated record. The transcript has 35 exons. Lineage: Eukaryota; Metazoa; Echinodermata; Echinoidea; Temnopleuroida; Toxopneustidae.